AUGACGGGUCGGAUAGUAUGGGUUGUUCGACACGCGGAAAGAGAAGAUAAUGUCAACGAAAACUGGGAGACAUUAGCGGCGGCACGAGGUCUGAAGUCUGAUAACACGAUGCUUAGCGAACGUGGACGUCAACAGGCUAAAGAGUGUUCCAAAAGGUUCCAAAACAUUAAGCUUUCUAAUGUAUUUGCGUCUCCAUAUGACAGAACCAUUGAAACAGCUUGCAUUAUUGUAAAAGACCAAGGCUUGCAAGUUAAACCAGAACCAGGACUUUGCGAGUCACUCCAUCAUUGCGAAGAUCCUCCUUCUUUUUGGGAGUCCGAUAAACUAAGACUCAAAUAUCCACUUGUGGACAGCGACUAUGCACCGAUUUAUCCAAGACGACAUUUGCCCAAAGCCGAGUUCGGAGAUCAAGCUUGCACACCAAGAAUUCGUUACACCAUCACUCAACUUACUGAAAAGUACACAGGUGAUUUGCUCUUUGUAAGCCAUGGUCCACCGAUUGCAUGUAUACAUGAGGUAUGGCAUAAUCGGUAUUUCUACGUUGGUCAGGCAACCAUUAGCAAGUUCGUCGAAAUCGAAAAAAGAAAAUUUCGUCUCGAUUUCUCUGGUGACUGCAGGCAUUUAUCGGACAGAACAAAUCUUAGACCAUAUUAA
Molecule: messenger RNA, 654 nt
Organism: Cylicocyclus nassatus
Lineage: Eukaryota; Metazoa; Nematoda; Chromadorea; Rhabditida; Strongylidae
Source: the annotation of a GenBank genome assembly